This is a messenger RNA of Monosiga brevicollis MX1, 1315 nucleotides long. RefSeq lists its product as uncharacterized. NCBI's taxonomy places the organism in Eukaryota, Choanoflagellata, Craspedida, Salpingoecidae. Gene Ontology annotation, cellular component: Golgi membrane. The coding region runs from base 1 to 1038 and encodes 345 amino acids. The transcript has 9 exons. Gene Ontology annotation, molecular function: UDP-galactose transmembrane transporter activity. The record is from RefSeq and is a predicted model, not a curated record. Gene Ontology annotation, biological process: pyrimidine nucleotide-sugar transmembrane transport.
AUGGCGGUCGACUCACUGCCCGGCAUUCGUGCCGGUGCAAUCUUUGUCCCAUACAAAUAUGUGGCGCUGGUUUUGCUCAUGGUCCAAACCACCUCAAGCAUUUUGGUGUUGCGCUAUUCGCGAACGCGCGAGGGAGGCGCCUACCUCUCCACGACCGCUGUUGUAAUGGCAGAGCUGUUCAAGCUGCUGGGAUCGGCCGUGCUGCUCAACUAUGAGCGACGCGAGUCCCCCCUUGAAACCAUCGGCUACAUGUACCGUGAGCUUUUUAUCAACUGGGUGUCGUCGCUCAAGCUCAGCGUCCCUGCCCUACUCUACACAGUCCAGAACAACCUGCUCUUUGUUGCUCUCAGCAACCUGCCCGCAGCCAGCUACCAGGUCACCUAUCAGCUCAAGAUCUUGACCACGGCCAUCUUCUCCGUCAUUAUGCUUGGCCGAUCUCUGAACAUGUAUCAGUGGCUCUCACUGGUCCUCUUGAUGGGUGGUGUGGCCUUGGUUCAGAUGCCGAGUUCAUCUGAUGAGGAGGACCCAACUGCGAUCAAGCCCAUCGGCAACCAGAUUGUGGGCUUGAUUGCCGUGCUUUCCGCCUGCUGCUCCUCGGGCUUUGCCGGCGUGUACUUUGAGAAGAUUCUCAAGGGCACCAAGCAAUCACUUUGGCUGCGCAACGUGCAGCUUGGUCUCUUCGGCAUGGUCCUGGGCUUGAUCGGCGUCUAUGCCAACGAUGGCCAGGCCGUGGCGGAGAAUGGCUUCUUCCAGAACUAUGAUGGCAUCACCUGGACAGCCAUCUCCUUGCAGGCCUUUGGUGGCCUCAUCAUUGCUGCCGUCAUCAAAUACGCGGAUAACAUCCUCAAGGGCUUUGCCAACAGCAUCUCCAUUAUUCUUACGGGCCUGAUCUCUUUUAUCAUGCUGGCUGAUUUCCAGCUCACCUUUAUGUUUGCCAUUGGCGCCUUCCUUGUAAUGGGUGCGACCUUCCUCUACGGCCACACACCUGCUCCGGCGGCAUCGGCCACCCCUGCCAAACCAAACGGCCUUCCCAAGUGAGGCCAGUGAAGGAGUUUGGAGCACUGGUGUUAAAGAGCCAUCACGGCUGUUGCUUCGUCCACCCCUGAGGCUGCCUUUCAGAGCGCCACAGAGUAGAUUGACGCUCUUGCUUGUGGCGGCCGUUUUCAGUGAGACGCGCGUCGGCAGAGUUGGGCUCUCUUGCAUGCACAAGCAGUUUUGUUUCCAAUUUUGUUCUUUGUUCUUGCCCGACCUGAUUCGAGCGCAGGAAGAGCCUAUGCUUAUGGUUUGCGUCCGUCGGAAAUUGUAUAAGAACCGU